Oncorhynchus kisutch (coho salmon) is the source of this 3530-nucleotide messenger RNA. RefSeq names its product E3 ubiquitin-protein ligase TRIM39-like. The coding region runs from base 355 to 1941 and encodes 528 amino acids. The transcript is spliced from 2 exons. The record is from RefSeq and is a predicted model, not a curated record. Gene Ontology annotation, molecular function: protein binding; zinc ion binding. Lineage: Eukaryota; Metazoa; Chordata; Actinopteri; Salmoniformes; Salmonidae.
UUGUUUAACUGUUCAACCUUGAUUGAAUUAAGAAGGUAAAACAAUGUAUCAGCCAUGUGAAGGGUUAAUUCUGUUCCAGAGCACAGAGCAGCACUGGGUGGGGAGGAGAAUGACAACGUCACUUUGCUAAAGUGAAACUGAAGUUGCUAGACGUGCUGUAUGUUGCACACCUGAGUAAACUCUAAAACACUUCAGACAUCUCUCUCAAACCGCUACACAGUCUCCGGUGGUUAAUCACAGUAAAUACUAGAGAAAAAUCUGAGGACACGCCCACACUAUUUUACACAGACAUGGGUGAGUAGAGAUUCACAAGGAUCGGUGAAGAAAUAUGACUGUGUACAUUUAUUUGAUGAUAUGGCUUCCUCCAGCAUUCUACUUUCUGAAGACCAUUUCCUGUGCUCUAUCUGUCUGGAUGUGUUCACUGAGCCAGUCACCACUUCAUGUGGACACAGCUUCUGCAUCACAUGUCUCACAAAGUACUGGGAUAGAAUGGACCUGUGUCAAUGUCCACUGUGUCAGGAGAAAUUCUACAGACAACCUGAGCUUCGUGUCAACACAACGUUUAGAGAGGUUGUAGAGAAUUUUAAAAAGAUGAGAGACAGAGGUAAAGAUGAAUCUCCUCCCAAACUCGGAAAAGUGCCUUGUGACGUCUGCACUGGGACGAAGCUCAGUGCCAUGAAGUCCUGCCUGCUCUGUCUAACCUCUUACUGUAAGAUUCACCUGGAGCCUCAUCAGAUUGCCCCAGCCUUAAGGAGACACAAACUGGUCGACCCUGUGGAGAACCUGGAAGACAGGAUCUGUAGGAAGCAUGACAGACUCCUGGAGCUGUUCUGUAGGACUGACCAGACAUGUGUGUGUCAGUUCUGCACUGAGGCAGACCACAAGACUCAUGACACUGUCCCUAUAGAGGAAGAGUGUGGAGAGAGGAAGGCUCACUUGGAGAAAACUGAGGCAGAAGUGCAGCAGAUUAUCCAGGAGCGACUGAAGAAGGUUAAAGACAUCAAACUCUCAGUAGAUCUCAGGAAGAGAAAUGCAGAGAGGGAGAUAGCAGACAGCAUACAGGUCUUCACUGCUCUGGUGCGCUCCAUUGAGAAAAGCCAGGCUGAACUGAUUGAGGUGAUUGAGGAGAAGCAGAAAGCAGUAGAGAGGCAGGCUGAAGGGUUCAUUAAAGAUCUGGAGCAGGAAAUCACUGAGCUGAAGAGGAGAAGCACUGAUCUGAAACAGCUCUCACACACUGAGGACCACCUCCAACUUCUCCAGAACUUCCCAUCACGAGUGUACAAACCUCCACCCACCAAGAACAUGUCUGAGAUCCGUGUUCACAGUGAUCUGUGUGUGGGGACUGUGAGGAGAGCAGUGUCUCACCUGGAGGAGAUACUGAAUAAAGAGAUGGAGAAGCUGACUCUGGACCCUGAUACAGCACAUCACAAACUCAUCCUGUCUGAAGAUGGGAAACAAGUAAGACGUGGAGACAUACCACAGAAUCUUCCUGACAAUCCAAAAAGGUUUGAUCGUUUUGCCAUGACCCUUGGAAAGGAUGGCUUCUCCUCAGGGAGAUUUUACUAUGAGGUGACGGUUAACGGUAAGACUAGGUGGAUUUUAGGAGUGGCCAGAGAGUCCAUAAACAGGAAGGGGUCUGUAUCACCUAGGCCUGAAUAUGGACUCUGGUCUGUGGUCUUAAAGGAUGGGAAUCAAUACACAGCCUGUGCCUCCCCCCACGUCAUCCUCUCCCUGAGAGAGAAGCCCCAGAAGGUGGGGGUGUUUGUGGACUAUGAGGAGGGUCUGGUCUCCUUUUAUGAUGUGGAGGCCAGGUCUCAUAUCUACUCUUUCAUUGGCUGCACCUUUAAAGAUAAACUCUUUCCAUUCUUCAUCCCCAGUAAUAAUGAUGAUGGAAAAAACUCAGCUCCUCUCAUCAUCUCUCCUGUCAAUCACACAGGCUGAUAAAAAAAUGGAGAGAGUCAUUUUUCGGUUAUUGCCAUAAAUUGUCAUUUGUGUUGAAAAAUGUUUUGAGCCUGUAAUGUACCAUAAUGCAUCUUUGAACAUUUAUACAAAGGUAUACUAAGUGAAUACAACACAGCUUUGGUGUCAUCCUGUCUCAAAAACAGAUGGUUUUCACCGCUUGGAACUAUUGGAAAUGAAGCUUUUCCUCCUGACUGUGCAUGUAGUUGAAUGUGAGAAAGUACUUGCCUUUGAGCUGGUUUUUGGUUUGUGACAGUGAAUGUCAAAAAUCAAAUCAAAUUUUAUUUGUCACAUACACAUGGUUAGCAGAUGUUAAUGUGAGUGUAGCGAAAUGCUUGUGCUUCUAGUUCCGACAAUGCAGUAAUAACGAACAAGUAAUCUAACUAACAAUUCCAAAAAACUACUGUCUUAUACACAGUGUAAGGGGAUAAAGAAUAUGUACAUAAGGACAUAUGAAUGAGUGAUGGUACAGAGCAGUAUAGGCAAGAUACAGUAGAUGAUAUCGAGUACAGUAUAUACAUAUGAGUAUGAGGACGUACUUUUCCUUUGAGCUGGUUGUGGAUGUAGGUGAGGAUGAGGCUGGGAUCUCCACCAGGGGGAUGAUGAAGGAGCCUUUGGCCACUUUGCCCAGGUUUUAGUGGGACAGUUGCAUCAUAGAGGAUGGGGUCAGGGCCAGCUGAGAUGUAUUCCUGAUGUCCACCACAGGGUACAGGUAAAGAGGAGUUUGAAAUAGUAUAAGUGGUACACUACAGACCUGGGUUGAAAUAGUAUUUGUUUUCUUUGAGCCGGUAUGGAGUGCCAGAUGGGCAGGGUCUGUACUUUAGGGACUAUUCCAUUGGUUCAACCACAUCAGGCGAGAUCAAUGAAGUCCAAUGCAUAAACAUGUUAUACAACAUAUUCUGGGUUGAACUCUGCUUUCAUUUAUGAAUAAAUAUACACUUGUAGGCAAUUCCUUUUUCUACAGAGUAUUACAAACUCAAGCCAUCAUUUUGGGAUUGUCAGUUAAUGAUCAUCCAUUGCCUUUGACAUAAGACAAACUAAGCACUUGCUGGACCUGCAUUUAAUAUGUUCAACUGCUAUAAACAUUUCAUCAUCAGAGUAAAUGCCUCUUUCAUAUUUGAUCCAGUGUAGUAAUGAGUCAAAUGAUCCUGUUAACAGGUGAGGGAGAACACCUUUUCACAAAUCACUAACUUUCAAAACAUGUCCAUGUAAGAACUUUUCUGUUAUGCUAGUCAGUUGUAUUUCUCAAAAUUGUAUUAGAUGUACAAAUGCAAGACAAGAAGUGACCAUGAUCAUCAUUACCACAACCCCAAAAGUCAUUUGAGGUACAAAACACUUGUAGUGUAUCUUAGUGGUGGUUACAAAAUAACAGUGGUGACAUGGAAUGCAUUUGAAUAUUCUCUCACAAUACUUUGACCCAGAAGAGGCUUAACUAAAAAACAUUGCACCAAACUACACUAACAAUAUUCUUGACGUAUGUACUUAUGUCUCAUAAAAUAUUUGUUACAAAAAGGCAUUGUGCUUAAAAAAAACUGUGUGCCAUAAAUUAAUAAACAGGCUAUCAAAAAAUA